ACCGGGACACAGACCGGACAGGCUCCCAGUGAACAGCGGAGAUUGAACCAGACAUCCCCGGACGCAUGAACGAACUUAAACUCCAGCAGGAAACAAACUAAUUGAACUUUUUUUAAGUAACCAGUAGAGAAGAAGCAGAGUCAGGAAGAAGCGAGGAGGAAGUGUUGUUGCAGUGGUUGCGGCCGGAGGAAUGAACGCGGACAAGGAGGAGCAGGAAGACGAGCUGCUCGCCCUCCAUAGUAUCCUCGGUUCGGAGGAGUUCGUCCGAGAUGAGUCGAAGUCUGCCGGAGAAAUCCGAGUGUCUGUUGAGCUGCCUGCAGACUUCACUGUGACUCUGAAAGAAGGUGAAACGCUGAGGCAGUACGAGAUAUCAUUCCUCCCUCCUCUGCGUCUGACCUUUGAACUCCCUGAGGACUACCCAUCCUCCUCCCCUCCCUCCUUCACCCUCACCUGCAGCUGGCUGACACAGACGCAGCUUUCUGCACUGGCAGCCCAGCUGGCUGAUCUCUACCAGGCCACUGGAGGCGCUGUGGUACUCUUCACCUGGGUUCAGUUUCUUAAAGAAGAUGCCCCCAGGUUCUUAGACAUCCAUACGCUGCUGGAGCUCCCCUCUGAUGAACACAGCACCCAGGACAAUAGCCAGGACUCAUUAGAACCAAAGAAUACUAAACACACUCCAGAGGCAGGACCCACAGAUAACCAAAGUAUUAAUGUCUCAGAUCCACGUGAACCGGACCUCUCUGCAUCAUCCCUGGAAGUUGAGCAUCCCACAUUGAGCAGCACAGACUCUCAGGGAGCUGUGGCGUUAGAUUCCUGCAAUCUUCCUCAAAAUAAUUUAACCUCCCACCACAGUGAAGUCACCCAGGAUGGUCCAAACUCAGGGCCUAAUGCAGAUUAUCAGAAGACCUCAAACAAUUCUAACACGAGGGAGGCUGAACAGACCCUCCAAACCUCAGAGUUAGAGGCUGACUACCAGAAUGAGCCGACUUCAGAGCCUCUUCAGUUUGCUCAGUCUGAUCCAUCAAAUGAAGGGAGUGUUUCAGGCUCAUCAUUGCUUCCCUCCAGCUCCUCAGACCCGCUAGAUGAGAGCGAACAAGGAGCUGCUUCUCUGCCAAUCCACCCGAGAGAAUCCCCUCAAACCCUCUCCGUUCUCUGCCUAACUCCGUCACAAACUCUCCUGUCCCAGCUCUUGAUCUACGACGCGGCGCAGCAACAGAAACAGUUUGCCACCACAGUGUUUGACUGUGGUGUUUGUUUUGUGGGCUGGCUCGGUUUGGACUGUGUGCAGUUGCCUGAGUGUGGUCACAUCUUCUGCCAGGCCUGUCUCGCCCAGCUCUGUAAACUCCAGAUUACAGAGGGGAACGUCCGGGGUGUGACCUGUCCUCAGGCAGAAUGCACUGCCACUCCUACACCUGCACAGGUGAAGAGUCUGGUCGGGGAGGAGCUGUUCAGCCGCUAUGAUCGUCUCCUGCUGCAGAAUACUCUGGACUGCAUGCCUGAUGUGACGUACUGUCCUCGGCGUUCCUGUGCUUCGGCCGUCAUCCAGGACAAGUCCAGCAAUGCAGCAAUGUGCUCUGUGUGCGGCUUCGCCUUCUGUGUCAUCUGCAAAAAGACUUAUCAUGGAAAGGACAACUGUCAGGAAAAAAAGAAGAACGUUAUAAAGCGGACAGGCAAAGACGCACAGCAAGCCAGUGUAGACCUGCCACAGUCACAAGAGGGGAUCAGGGCUCUGUGGGACGACUAUGCCAGUGGCAGUAAGCAGAGGCAGCACCUCCUGGAGAGCCGAUACGGCCGCAAGAUAUUGCAGGUCACUGUGGAGGCGUCUCUGAGUGAGGACUGGAUAACCUCUAAUAGCAAGAGCUGUCCUCACUGCUUCUGCAGAAUACAGAAGGACAGUGGGUGCAACAAGAUGACUUGCUCUCGGUGUAGACGGCUCUUCUGCUGGGCCUGCCUCGCCAGACUGUCAUACUCUAAUCCAUUAGCACACUUCCAGGACAGUGCCUGCUUUCUAUAUACAUACAACCAGACAUAG
Morone saxatilis (striped sea-bass) is the source of this 2032-nucleotide messenger RNA. RefSeq names its product E3 ubiquitin-protein ligase RNF14-like. Gene Ontology annotation, molecular function: ubiquitin protein ligase activity; zinc ion binding; ubiquitin conjugating enzyme binding. Gene Ontology annotation, biological process: ubiquitin-dependent protein catabolic process; positive regulation of proteasomal ubiquitin-dependent protein catabolic process; protein polyubiquitination. The transcript is spliced from 7 exons. Gene Ontology annotation, cellular component: ubiquitin ligase complex; cytoplasm. NCBI's taxonomy places the organism in Eukaryota, Metazoa, Chordata, Actinopteri, Moronidae. The record is from RefSeq and is a predicted model, not a curated record. The coding region runs from base 191 to 2032 and encodes 613 amino acids.